Molecule: messenger RNA, 1524 nt
Organism: Wickerhamiella sorbophila
Lineage: Eukaryota; Fungi; Ascomycota; Dipodascomycetes; Dipodascales; Trichomonascaceae
Exons: 1
Coding region: 1-1524 (507 amino acids)
Biological process (GO): carbohydrate metabolic process
Source: RefSeq, a predicted model, not a curated record
AUGGUUAUAGGGUUACCUGGCAUUAGCUGCAUUAUUGCUGUGAUAUCCAACUAUUUUGCACCAGUGUCUGAAUACAAGAUGUCUGUGGUGGGAGAUUUUGACUACGAGCGCUUUUGCCAAGAGCGCAACCCACCCCUGUCGCAUGGUCCGCUGUCGUUGCCCAUGCAAAGACCUCCACCCGAGUGUAGAACAUUCCGCAGCCGAGUUAUUGAUCAUGAGGUUGAGCAGAUGAAAGCCAAGUUACGAAACAUUCCGGAUCUUGCUCGGUUGUUUGAAAACACCUUCCCGAAUACCCUCGACACUACCAUUCGAUUCCACGAUUCCGGAUCUUCUCCUAUAACAUUUGUUGUCACUGGCGACAUUAAUGCUGAAUGGAUUCGUGAUUCGCAUCGUCAAUUGAGCCCAUACACGCCCUGGGCAUCUCAGGACAAAUCCCUCCGCCAAUUGCUGCUGGGAGCUAUUGCGCUGCAUGUGCGGUAUGUACGACGGUUCCCGCAUUGCAAUGCAUUUCAGCCGCCAGUUGAAGCUCGGCUACCAAUUAGAAACAAUGGACAGAACGACAAUGUGUUCCCGAACUAUGAUCCGUCUUUUGUUUUCGAAUGCAAGUAUGAGCUUGACUCGCUGGCUUCGUUCUUUGGACUGCCGAACGACUACUAUGAUGCUACUCAAGAUAAGUCGUUUAUGACAGGCCAAUGGCUUGAGACUGCACAGUUUGUUCUAGACAGAAUACAGGACCUUAGAGGUGGUACUUAUGAUGAAUUUGGAAGGGUAGCCCGUCCACCCUACAUGUUCAAAAGGAAAACGGACAUCGGAACAGAGACAUUGCCAAACAAUGGCCAAGGAAAUCCCGUAAAGAAAACAGGAAUGGUGAGGUCCUUUUUCAGGCCCUCUGACGAUACGUGCGUUUAUCAGUUUCUCGUGCCAGCGAACGCCCAAUUUGUUGUUGAGCUGGAACGGCUGUCCAAGUACGCACCGUCAGAAUUAGCAGAGCGAGCUGCUACUAUGGCAAGCGAGAUCCGGGAAGCAAUUUAUAGACACGGAGUUGUUAACCACCCAGACUAUGGCGACGUUUUUGCGUAUGAGGUUGACGGUUAUGGCAGCUCACUUUUCAUGGACGAUGCCAACGUCCCAUCUCUUCUUUCGCUGCCAAUUCUGGGAUUUGUAGGGAUCGACGACCCUCUGUACCAGAACACGAGAAGAAUGGUUUUGUCGCCUGCAAAUCCCUACUUUAUUACCGGGCCCUACUUUGAAGGAAUCGGGGGACCCCAUGUUGGGCUUCGUAAUGCUUGGCCAAUGAGCCGAAUUCUGGCUAUUCGAACGUCCAACGAUGAAGAGGAGAUUGCCCAACACCUGAAGGCAGUUCUGGAAUCAACUAGAGGCCUUGGCCUCAUUCACGAAAGCAUCAAUGUCGACACAAACAGUUUCACCAGGCCAUGGUUUUCGUGGGCCAACGCCGAGUUUGCCAAAGCGAUUAUUGAUUUAGACGAGCGACGAAUUCUAUCUAAAGUUUUAUCUUUGCUAUAA